CCCCUGGAGGUGAUGACCUUCCUCAACCAGCUGUAUUCGAGGUUUGAUGCUCUGCUGGACAUUUACAAGGUCUACAAGGUUGAGACCAUUGGCGACUGCUUCAUGGUGGCGGGUGGUUUGGUGGCUCAGGACGAGGAGGGUUGGAGGACGACCAUUACGCACGACCGGCUACAUGCCUGUGCGUCUGUCUGUCUGUCUGUCCGUCUGUCUGUCCGUGUGUCUGUCCGUUUGUCUGUUUCGCAGGUGGGCAUCCACAGCGGUCCCGUCAUGAGCGGAGUGGUGGGCUCCCGAAUGCCGCGAUUCUGUUUGUUUGGGGACACAGUCAACACCGCUAGUCGUAUGGAGUCC
Volvox carteri f. nagariensis is the source of this 348-nucleotide messenger RNA. It is a transcript of the gene cyc31, whose product is annotated as guanylyl and adenylyl cyclase family member. The annotation marks the transcript as partial. Gene Ontology annotation, molecular function: peptide receptor activity; guanylate cyclase activity. The transcript has 4 exons. The record is from RefSeq and is a predicted model, not a curated record. Gene Ontology annotation, biological process: receptor guanylyl cyclase signaling pathway; intracellular signal transduction; cGMP biosynthetic process. NCBI's taxonomy places the organism in Eukaryota, Viridiplantae, Chlorophyta, Chlorophyceae, Chlamydomonadales, Volvocaceae.